UGAGUUAAUUCAUUCAUUCAGAUGAAGCAUUAAGGCUUGUCACACGAGACAACUUGGGGGCAACCAACAGCAGUGCAUGCUAAAAGAGUACUUAAAUAUUGUCACUCAACAAUUAUUUCUGGUGUUUUGUUUUCGUUUUUCAUCAGGUCAAACUGACGAUACUCAACAAGAAUGGAUAACACUACGAAUGACACAAGGGAGUGUCUGCCGUAUGAUCGCUCAGUGCUCGAUGUCUUGGACUAUAUAUUUGAGGAUACCACAAUGACCAGUGCUUUCUGGAUUCUAACAUUUAUUACGAUGCUUCUCGUUUUUGCAUUUGUCGAGAAUGUGAACUUUGUUGUCCAGAAGAUACCGAAUAAAGACAGAAUGAUCCGGAUCUUAUGGAUUCUUGGAAUAUAUCCCCUUUUUGCGAUAACUUCGCUUUUGUCCCUCUACUUCCCAAGAUCAGCAGUCUUCUGUAAUCUCACUGCAACUUGCUACUACGCACUAGGUAUCUACUUCUUCAUGGGACUUAUUGUCUUCUACUUUGGUGGCUAUGAGCAAGCUAUUCACAAAAUUGCUGAUACACAAGUGUCCGUUUUCUGUUGUAAAAAACCAACCAUCAAGUUGACAGAAUGGUCUAUUUUACGACUGCGGAGUUGUGUCAUCCAGUUUGCCAUGAUCAGAGCACUACUCAUGUUUAUUGAGAAUGUUUUGUUUGUUAAUGGAACAUACAGUCCAAGCCAGAUGACAACUGCGAAUGGUUCCAUUAUAAUCUACUCGUUGGUACUGGUCUCUGGUGGUAUUUUCACAGCAGCUCUUUACAUGGUCCAUAAUGCCGCCAAGCCACUGCUUAAAGGUUUCUACCUCAGCACCAAGUGCCUGAUUCUAUUUGUCGGUUUUCUCAUCAGUGACGUUCAAAUGGUCAUCAUUGGCCUCUUGACGACCAAUGGCGUUAUGCCUUGUGUCUCGUUGUGCGACAGUGCAAAUAGGGCAAAUUGUUGGUACAGCUUCUUCCAGAUAAUAGAAAGUGCCAUCAUGUACCCCAUAGUUAUGAUGUACUUCAGAACAAGGAAAGGUAACGUGGUCAGUCUAGUCGACAUGGUCAAGAAGUCUACACCAAGGUGGAAGAAACCAUUAUUGAAGAAGGGACCUAGUAGUAGAUCCUUGUAUAAUUCAUACACAAAUAUGUAACCAUCUGCAGCUUGAUAAACAAAUAAAAAGUGCAUUUAUAGUGGUUGUUAAAGAAAUUGGACACUAUUGGUAUUUGUCAAAGACCAGUCUUCUCACUGGCUGUAUCUCAACAAAUGCAUAAAAUAACAAA
This is a messenger RNA of Asterias rubens (European starfish), 1303 nucleotides long. Its product is annotated as organic solute transporter subunit alpha-like. Gene Ontology annotation, molecular function: transporter activity. Bases 172 to 1173 code for a protein of 333 amino acids. Lineage: Eukaryota; Metazoa; Echinodermata; Asteroidea; Forcipulatida; Asteriidae. Gene Ontology annotation, biological process: transport. The transcript is spliced from 7 exons. The record is from RefSeq and is a predicted model, not a curated record.